AAGCGCAAAAUAUAAAAAAGGUAGGGGCGCAUGGUCAAGUCGAGAAACAAGAGGGGCCAGUGAAGCAAAUAUCACAAAAAUUAUCGAUUUCCACCGCCUCUACACUACAGCCCUCGUCAUUAUUUUCAUUUUAAGCACGGUGACGUUUGUAAUCGGAAAAUGACGAUAGCCGACGAUAACUCCGUCUACGUCGGCGGACUCCCCUACGGCGCCAACGAAGACUCUAUUCGCAAAGCCUUCGAUCUCUAUGGUCGUGUCCGCGCUGUCAAAAUUGUGAAUGAGCGUGGUGUUGGGGGGAAAUGUUAUGGAUUUGUUACUUUUACAAAUCCCCGCUCUGCUGAAGAUGCCAUCAAGGACAUGAAUGGAAGGACAAUAGAUGGCCGGGUAGUAAAAGUGAGUGAAGUGAAGACCAGAAAUGGGAGGCCAAAUCUUGGCCGUGAUAGUUUUAGGCGUAAUCCUGAAAGUGGGGCAGAUUGGGACAGGGGAAGAGAUCGAGAUAAAAAUCCUGACAGAGAUCGGUUUCAUGAUCGACCCAGAGAACGUUCUGUAGAUCGUAAUCAAGAUAAGGAUAAGGGAUAUAAUCGUAAUGAGCGUAGCCUAGAUAGGGAGAGGGGGUAUAAUCGUAGUGACCAUAGCCAAGAUAGGGAAAGGGGCUAUAUCCGUACACGUGACAUUGAUCGGACAAGGGACCAAUUAUUGAAAAGAGAUAAGGAUCGUGAACAUGGAAAUGUAGACAUUGAACAAGAACAUACAAGGAACCUUUUACUUGAACGGGAUAGAAUUUCGAAGUCAGAUUGGCAUCAAGAUAGAGGAGUGGAGCAACCCAAAAAUCACAACGGAAGUGGAGAGAACGACAAGGAUCAGAUGUUUAAUUAUUCGAAUGGGAGCUUGGAUGCUAGUGACCAACGUAGGAGAGAGCUCUCUUCUGAGUUUAUAGGCCGCGAUAACAGUCAGUAUCAGGUCGAAGGAGAACUGGAGUUUUCAACUCAAAGGCUUGAAGAACUUAAAAAAGAGAUCUCUCACAUGGAAGACUCUUUAGAAGAAAAGGGGGAGUUUGUAGAGAAGUUAAAGGAGAAAUCACAGAGUUUAGAGGAUUCAUUAUUAAUGGCAAAGAAACUUACUUCACAUCACCAGACGCAACUGACCAAGCUGCAUAAAUGCUAUCAGCAUUUGAAAGAAUGUAGCGACAGGGUGAAAAGCUAUGAAGAGGAGCUCCAGGCUCUUGUUGAUUCAACAUCAAUAGAGACAGUGCAUGGUGAGGAUGCAGUUGUUCGAAACAAGUCUUUGCCAAAUGGCAAUCUUUGAGGUCUGCAUCGGGUUUUAGCAUGCUCGUGUUUGCUAGGUGUAUGCUUAUAACUACUCGCUUUCAUCCCUUUAAUCAUGGGUAUGAAGUUGUUCUGUCUUAACUAAUUUAUGAUUAUAGGGACGGAUAUCUUUUUUUUUUUUUUUUAUGUAUAUUCAGCUGUCUUAACAGGGGAUUUACAUACAGUUAGGACUUCUAAACUUAAUGAUGAUGUUUGUACAUGAAGGUUGUAUUAAGUUGAGAUUUGGUAAA
Daucus carota subsp. sativus is the source of this 1555-nucleotide messenger RNA. RefSeq lists its product as uncharacterized. Lineage: Eukaryota; Viridiplantae; Streptophyta; Magnoliopsida; Apiales; Apiaceae. Bases 160 to 1305 code for a protein of 381 amino acids. Gene Ontology annotation, molecular function: RNA binding. The record is from RefSeq and is a predicted model, not a curated record. The transcript is spliced from 9 exons. Gene Ontology annotation, cellular component: nucleus.